Molecule: messenger RNA, 2117 nt
Organism: Sander lucioperca (pikeperch)
Lineage: Eukaryota; Metazoa; Chordata; Actinopteri; Perciformes; Percidae
Product: palmitoyltransferase ZDHHC7-like
Exons: 8
Coding region: 343-1263 (306 amino acids)
Biological process (GO): protein targeting to membrane; peptidyl-L-cysteine S-palmitoylation
Cellular component (GO): Golgi apparatus; endoplasmic reticulum
Molecular function (GO): protein-cysteine S-palmitoyltransferase activity
Source: RefSeq, a predicted model, not a curated record
UAUAUGACAAUAUGAUGCCAACUCAGCAAAUAGUGUGUAGCCUGUGCGUGUAGCAAAGAUUUUGCCAACUUUCCGAGUUGUGGUUCGAUAACUUGAAUUUUCCCACUCUGGAUCACAUUUCUCCGAUUAUCCCGACACCACUGGAAUGCAGCAUCAGUCCCGAACAGGGGCCAAGCCCAAACAUAUCAGAUUAAUUUUAUUUUUUUAUGACAUUUAACCAUACAUGUAUGAAUGGUUAGUUUUCAAAAGGGAUGUGACUCGGAGGCAAAGCAGCUUGUGACUCUAUGGAGCAGCAGGAGGAGAGAAGAUAAUGCUAUAAAGUAGAGGCACUUUCAAGGCAGAAUGUCCUCGGGUCACAGGCUGAGGGACGUGGAGCAGCAGCGCCCCCUGCUGGACGGGGAGGAGGAGGCGGAGGUGGAGACGAGUUCCCACGGCGAAGCCAAGCGACUCUGGUUCAUCCAGGACUGCUGCGGCAUGGUGUGUGCCUUCAUCACCUGGUUCCUGGUCUUAUUCGCGGACUUUGUGGUCACGUUCGUCAUGCUGCUGCCUUCCCGGAGCUUCUGGUACGCCGUGGUCAACGGAGUAUUCUUCAACAGCCUGGCUGUGCUGGCGCUGGCCUCCCACCUCCGCACCAUGCUGACCGACCCGGGAGCCGUUCCUAAAGGAAACGCCACUAAAAAAUACUUGGAGAGUCUGCAGCUGAAGCCGGGCGAGGUCAUCUACAAAUGUCCAAAAUGCUGCAGCAUCAAACCCGAGAGGGCUCAUCACUGCAGUAUCUGUAAGCGCUGCAUCCGCAAGAUGGACCACCACUGUCCCUGGGUCAACAACUGUGUCGGGGAGAAAAACCAGCGCUUCUUCGUCCUCUUCACCAUGUACAUAGCUAUGAUCUCCAGUCACGCUCUGGCUCUCUGUGGAUACCAGUUCAUCACCUGCAUCAAAGUCCAGUGGAGAGAGUGCAGUGAUUUCUCUCCUCCGGUGACGAUGAUGCUGAUGAUCUUCCUCUGCAUGGAAGCCCUCCUCUUCUUCACCUUCACAGCUGUAAUGUUCAGCACUCAGCUCCACUCCAUCUGCAACGACGAGACGGAGAUCGAGCGUCUGAAGAAUGAGAAGCCGACGUGGGAGCGUCAGACUCGCUGGGCGGGGCUGAGGUCAGUGUUUGGAGGUCCACCCUCGCUGCUGUGGAUCAGCCCCUUCGCUGGACUCAAACUACCAACCCUGCUCCCCAGACGCACCUGGAAGGGCGGUGCUGAGUUCUCGGUCUGACCAGCUGUGGUUCAACCACUGCACAGUGGAGGCGACGAACCUGCAUGAGUCCAGCUGGGUUUGCAGAGCGCUGCAUUGAACCUCAAUGGCUGUUUUCCGAGCCGGAGAAGACCAGGUUCAGACUCGGCUGCAGUGCCCAGAAGCAGGAUGCUUGGUCUCCGUCUCUUAACGCUUGACCUCUCCUCACCUUUCUGGGAGAAAUUGAAAGAUCUAACCUGGUAAGACUGACUGCAGGCCGAUGCUGCUGGAUGUGUAGAUAAUCUUAAGACGAUUUUCUUCUACAUGAAUCAGUCAGACUUACAUUUUUUUUAAUUUGCUCAUUAAGAUGCUGGAUCUUCUUAGAGCAGUUACAGACCCCAGAAAAUGACUCUUUGACUGCUUUUCCAAACAUUUAAGGAAACUAUGACUAUCACUGCUCUGAUUGGUGGUCUUUUUUAGUGUCUGUAGAAGUGGCGCUGUGCAUCAGCAUAAAACGUAAAGCCACAAUGACAUGAAAUAUUCUUUAAUUAUUGUAAUGAUUCUUCCUUUGUGUUGAAUUUAAAUAAUAUCACAUAGUUAAAGCUGCCCUGUGGAUUUUUCUCAUAAACAAACAAAAGUUGUGUUUACAGGCAGAGUUUCUCACUAAAACACAUUCUGGGAAUUCUUGAGGGACAACAAAAGUGUUGAAUUAAAUUCCCUUAUAAAAGAUUAAGAACUAUCAGAAGCCGAAAAGGAUGCAUUGCCAAGUGAGUAGCACUUAUGAGGAAUUCGACUCAUCAUAUUGGUGCAUACGUUACCUCAUUAAACAUUGAUAUGAAAUAAACAAACAAUAAAUACAGAAACAAAUAACGUAACUUAAAACUAUUUAACAUUAA